Molecule: messenger RNA, 1421 nt
Organism: Larimichthys crocea (large yellow croaker)
Lineage: Eukaryota; Metazoa; Chordata; Actinopteri; Sciaenidae
Gene: nelfe
Product: negative elongation factor complex member E
Exons: 10
Coding region: 122-1210 (362 amino acids)
Biological process (GO): negative regulation of transcription elongation by RNA polymerase II
Cellular component (GO): NELF complex
Molecular function (GO): RNA binding
Source: RefSeq, a predicted model, not a curated record
UAUAUUUAAAAAAAUUAUAAUAAAAAACUGUUUUGUUGACGCCACAGCAGCUGCUCCGUCAUAUUUACGCGUCGGUGUUGUUGUGGCGCUAGGCGCACACACAGAGUCUGCUGUUGCCGUCAUGGUGGUGUUUCCAAGUUCACUGACGGAGGAAGAGGAAGCUCUGCAGAAGAAAUAUGCUAAACUCAAGAAGAAGAAAAAGGCGCUGCUCGCCUUGAAGAAGCAAAGUUCAACCAACCAAACAAACCAGAGUGGCUUAAAACGGACUUUGUCGGACCAGCCUGUUGUUGACACCGCAACGGCGACGGAGCAAGCAAAGAUGCUCAUCAAGUCGGGUGCCAUCAGUGCCAUCAAAUCAGAAAACAAGAACUCUGGCUUCAAACGCUCUCGAAUGCUGGAAAAAAAGGAUCCAGAGAAAGGCUCUGUCCCUGCUUUCCUACCGUUUCAAAGGAGCGUCUCUACAGAUGAAGAACAACCUGAGUCUGGGAAAAGAGCCCACAGGAAAUCUUUGUACGAAAGCUUUGUCAGCUCAAGCGACCGAUACCGGGACGAGGACGAUGGAGGCGGCAUGUCAUCCAACCGUGAGAUGGACAGAGACAGAGACAGAGAUCGAGAGCGAGAGCGUGACCGAGACCGAGAGCUGGAUAGAGAGCGAGACAGAGAUAGAGAGAGAGAGAGAGACCGCGACAGGGAGCGAGAGCGAGACAGAGAGCGGGAUAGAGGCCGGGACAGAGAGAGGGAGCGGGACAGAGAGAGAGACAGAGACCGAAGCAGAGAGAGGGAUCGAGAACGGGACAGGGAACGGGACAGAGACAGAGAUGGACCGUUCAGACGGUCAGAUUCAUACCCAGAGCGCAGAGGGGUGCGAAAGGGGAAUACGGUGUAUGUUUACGGCUCCGGGCUCACAGAGGAAAGCCUGCGAUCCGCAUUUUCUCAACACGGAAACAUCAUCGAUCUUUCCAUGGACAACCCACGCAAUUGUGCAUUCAUCACGUUUGAGAAGAUGGAGUCUGCAGACCAGGCUGUAACUGAGUUGAAUGGAAGCACGGUUGGAGACGUUCAUAUCAAAGUCAGCAUCGCCAGGAAGCAGCCCAUGCUGGAUGCUGCCACCGGCAAAUCUGUGUGGGCUUCACUGGCUGUGCAGAACAGCACUAAAGGCUCCUACAGAGACAAGAGGAACCAAGUUGUGUACAGUGAAGAUUUCUUGUGAUUUUUUUAUUUUUUUGGCUUACACCUUUUCAUGUUUUUGUUGACCCGUUAGCCAGCCGCAGGUGACAUACUAAAUGAACAUUUUGUUUUGGAUCACUGUAGUUCACACGAUCUGUAUGUGAUGCUGCAUGUGGACGCUUUUCUCAUGAAAGAGAUCCUGUUUCUGCUUCAGAGAUCAAUAAAUAGUAUGCAUACAGUACAUUUCACCCUGA